Molecule: messenger RNA, 3174 nt
Organism: Hipposideros armiger (great roundleaf bat)
Lineage: Eukaryota; Metazoa; Chordata; Mammalia; Chiroptera; Hipposideridae
Gene: TFAP4
Product: transcription factor AP-4
Exons: 7
Coding region: 1147-2163 (338 amino acids)
Biological process (GO): regulation of transcription by RNA polymerase II
Cellular component (GO): nucleus
Molecular function (GO): DNA-binding transcription factor activity, RNA polymerase II-specific; RNA polymerase II cis-regulatory region sequence-specific DNA binding; protein dimerization activity
Source: RefSeq, a predicted model, not a curated record
GAGGGAGGGGGGGCAGCGAGGGGGCGAGUAGAAUAGGACCCGGCAGCAGCCACCAGACCGCCCAGCCGCUCUGGCAGUCAGUCCCCCGGCCGCUGCCGUUCUGGCCCCCCUCCACUUUUCCCUCCCCGCCAGGGUCCCCGCUUCCUAGGGCUGCCCCAGGACCCGAGGCUCCCGGCGCGCCCCCCUUUGCUCUCUCCUCCCCUCCCCGGCUCCGGGAUUCCCAGGCUCCGGAGCCCGGGCCGGGAAGCCAGCGGGGGGCCGCUGGGCAGGGAAGGAGGAGGCUGGCGGGUCUCCGAAGUCGGCCCCAAGUUACAUGUGGGAAGCGGUGGCUGUGACGCAAGUUUCCAGGGGGCCCUGGGCUCGGAGGGAGCGCGCCAGAGCGGCUCCACUUCGUGCAGUUGCAAUCGUGAAAAAGGAAAAGCCCCGAGCAGCACCCCAGGCCGCCGUUGCCGCCGCAUGCCGGGCCCAGCUGCGCGCCCUCCGCCCCCGAAGGCUGCAGAGCGCGCAGACCCUGCACCGGGCAGUCCCCGCCGGACCCCGGCCGCGCGGACUGGGGCUCCCUCGCGGUGGCUGGCUUUUUUUUUUUUUUUUUUUGCAACGCUUGCCAACCUGUCAGCUGAUGGACCUCAUCACCCAUAGUGGCGCAUGUAGCUCGGCCGCAGCUCGCUCCAUUCACCCGCUCCCCACGAGCCCGCCCGUGGCCCCCAGCUCCCGGCUCCCGGCGGGAGGCCUGCAGACCCCCGCUGCCACCCGCCACAGGGGGCCCGUGCCCCUCUCGCCCCGGCCUCGCGCCGCCCGGGGGGCGCUGCAAAUAGUCCUUUGUUUACAUGCAAUUCCUUACUCCGCGGAAGGAGGCCGGGGGAGUGCUGAGUUUUCACCAGCUGUUUCCCGCCUUGAAACAGACAUCUGAUCAGCUGCAAACACACACACACACACACACAUACACGCGCCCGGGGAGGCAGGCCGGAGAGACCUCCCUCCCGCCCCUCCCGCCCGCCUCCCUCCCCUCGCCGCCGCCGCCGCCAGCAUCUGGGACCGGCCGAUUCUGCACCUCCGUCCGGCGCUGCCCUUUGAUUCGGAUUUCCAUCUUGCAUUCUCCGGCGGACCGCGGGACCCGGCUCGUGCAGAGGAGGGGGGCCGAUCGCUAUGGAGUAUUUCAUGGUGCCCACUCAGAAGGUGCCCUCUUUGCAACAUUUCAGGAAAACAGAGAAAGAAGUGAUAGGAGGGCUCUGUAGCCUUGCCAACAUUCCACUGACCCCUGAGACUCAGCGGGACCAGGAGCGGCGGAUUCGGAGAGAGAUUGCCAACAGCAACGAGCGGAGGCGCAUGCAGAGCAUCAACGCGGGUUUCCAGUCCCUUAAGACCCUCAUCCCCCACACAGAUGGCGAGAAGCUCAGCAAGGCAGCCAUUCUCCAGCAGACGGCAGAGUACAUCUUCUCCCUGGAGCAGGAGAAGACCAGGCUCCUACAGCAGAACACACAGCUCAAGCGCUUCAUCCAGGAGCUGAGUGGCUCAUCCCCCAAGCGACGACGAGCAGAGGAUAAGGAUGAGGGCAUUGGUUCGCCAGACAUCUGGGAGGACGAGAAGGCGGAGGACCUGCGGCGGGAGAUGAUCGAGCUUCGGCAGCAGCUGGACAAGGAGCGCUCGGUGCGAAUGAUGCUGGAGGAGCAGGUACGCUCGCUGGAGGCCCAUAUGUACCCGGAAAAGCUCAAGGUGAUUGCACAGCAGGUGCAGCUGCAGCAACAGCAGGAACAGGUGCGGCUGCUGCAUCAGGAGAAGCUGGAGCGGGAACAGCAGCACCUACGGACCCAGCUCUUGCCCCCUCCCGCCCCCACCCACCACCCUACGGUGAUUGUACCAGCGCCGCCACCCCCUCCAUCCCACCACAUCAACGUCGUCACCAUGGGCCCCUCCUCGGUCAUCAACUCUGUUUCCACGUCCCGGCAAAAUCUGGACACCAUCGUGCAGGCGAUCCAGCACAUCGAGGGUACCCAGGAAAGGCAGGAGCAGGAGGAGGAGCAGCGGCGAGCGGUCAUCGUGAAGCCAGUGCGAAGCUGCCCGGAAGCCCAGGCCUCUGACACCGCCUCCGAUUCAGAGGCCUCGGACAGCGAUGCUAUGGAUCAGAGCCGGGAGGAGCUGGCAGGGACUGGGGGGCUUCCCUGACCACCCCCCAGCCCUCCUCUCCCUUCUGGGGGCUGGAGGGGGCCGGGGCAGCAACAGGGAGUACAUCCAGGCCAGCGAGUGAGGAAUUUUUACAAAAUUAUGACGUCAUUUGGGUCUCUUUUAUGACCUCUUUUUCAAUACUGUAAAUCAACCUUUGAGCAAAGGCCACCCAACCUGUGGCCCCUGGGGCUGGGGUGGUGGGAGUGUGUGGGAGCACCGGGACACCUGGGGCUGGGCCUCGCCCGGGAGGCUGGGGGAGCUAACACUGAGGUGCCUGGCCUCUCUCCGCCAAAAAAGCAUUUUUUCAUUUAAAUAUGUUUUUAAGAACAGGGAAAAAUCAAACAAAACCCCACAUAUUUCUGCCCUCCCCAGAGCCAGCCCUAUGACUGUCAGUUUUUAACUGCCUCCUUACCUCUUAUUUUUUGGUUUUCUUCUUUCUCCUUUAAGCACUUACAUGGGUUGGGGGUCUGGCUGGGUCAGGACUCUCUGGGGAUCUGGGGUCGAAGUUCCUUCUCGGUUGGGGUUUGCUGCUGCCCUUUUGCCCUGCCCUCCCCUCCCCGCCCCAUCUCAGCACUAGGAUUCGCCACUCUCCACCACCAGCCGGCUCUCACUUUUCCCUCCAGGUUUCCCAUCUUCGAACCCCAAAAAUGUCUUUGUCUCUCUUUUUGUUUUGUUUGUUGUUGUUUUUUUUUUUUAUAAUUUUGAGGUCUUUGUGUUCAUGGAGAGCUAUUAUAUUUUGUUAAGAAAGUGGGGGGAAAAAACCAAGAGGCCACUGUGCCUUUAUAAAGAAACAAAAUAAAGUUUGUACUUUGUUUUUUAGAUUCUGUGUCUCCUGGUACAUGCUGUCCUGAGUUGCUGGGGAAGGCUUCCUGGACUAGAGUACAGGAUGCCUUUUGGGCCCACCAGAGGGGACUGGAUGUGGGUGAGCAUGAUGACUCCCCCAACCUGUGUGUGGUGUUGCAGUGAGAAAUUAGGGUCCUCACAUUCUCUGCGAUUACUCGGGGUAUUCUG